UUGUCACACAUCAAUAGGGCCCCCACUCCCUCCCUGUCUCUGCCUUUUACCCUAAAAAGAGGCCUUCUCUUCCUUCAUAAGCCCCCCUCUCUCGGCAGCCUUUUCAGCUCUUCUUUGAAACAGAGCACAGCGCUGCCUCUCAAGUAAAACCACAGCUUGCAUCCAUUCUCUUCUUGUUCUUAUUUCCCCAGAUUCUCAUUUCUUCUUUAAUCUGUCCCUCACACAUCUCCAUCUCUUACCUUUUCCCCCCUCUAAAACAUAAAGGAACGCUCAAUCCAUAACCUCAAAGAUUCAUUUUUUUGUUUGUUUGUUUGCGGUGCUCGUUCUUUAAAACUGGUUUUUGCCUUCAAGGGCCGAGAGAGGGGUUUGUUGGCCUUGUUUGCAAUGGCACCCAGUUUCGAUUGUGUCUCGACUCUUCUCUGUGCAGAAGACGACAGCAUUUUCGAUGAUACAGAUAAUGGAGCUACCAUGGAGCCGUUGGAAGUUUCAUGUGGAUUCCAUAGCCGAAACCUGUACUUUCAUGAUCGAGACGAUAGGUUGCCAUUGCAGGGUGACGAGUGUUUAGCGCGAAUGGUGCAGAAGGAAUGCGACCAUUUGCCUGCUGGAGAUUACUUGGAUAGACUGCGAACAGCGGCUUUGGACUUCGGGGCCAGAAAGGAGGCCGUAGAUUGGAUUGAAAAGGUUCGAGAGCACUUCGGUUUCGGCCCGCUCUGUGCGUAUCUAUCCAUAAACUACCUGGACCGUUUUCUCUCAUCAUACGAAUUACCAAAGGGAAAAGGCUGGACAAUGCAAUUGCUGGCCGUGGCAUGCCUGUCUCUCGCUGCCAAGAUGGAAGAGACCGAAGUUCCCCCGUCUCUCGAUCUGCAGGUUGGCGGAUCGAAGUAUGUGUUUGAAGCCAGAACAAUACAAAGAAUGGAACUUUUGGUGCUGAGCACGCUGAGGUGGAGAAUGUGGGCCAUCACUCCAUAUUCCUUCAUAGACUAUUUUCUAUGGAAGGUGAACGACGAUCAGGGCCCGGAAAGAAGUUCCAUCACGCGAUCCAUCCAAAUAAUAUCGAGCACAGUGAGAGGGGUUGACUUGUUGGAAUUCAGGCCUUCGGAAAUUGCAGCGGCGGUGGCAAUAUUUGUCGCGGGGGAAACCCGAAGGGUGAACAGGGAGAAAGCAAUUUGCGCGGUGAGUCAACAAGUGAAAAAGGAGAGGGUGGUGGAAUGCUUGAAGAAGAUAAAUGAGAUGGCACCAAACAGCGUGCCGCAGAGCCCGAUAGGGGUGUGGGAGGCGGCGUGCUUGAGCUAUAGUAAAACCGAAGGAUCGACGUGGUCACGUGAGGGGGGCGAUGGUAAAAGGAGGAAGAUAGAUAAUGACUGUGGGGAAGAGCUUUUGUAGUGAAAUAUGAAAUAUGAAAUCAAAACACAGAGUGUGUGGGUUUUUUUUUUUUUUUUUUAAUGAAGGGAAGGUGCCGUCGCCAAGGAAGGAAGUGAGCUGAAGAUGAUGGUGGUGACUGGUGACUGGUGACCGGUGAGGGAAAGGGUUAGAUUUGGAGACCGCCCGUUUCUGGCGCUUCGCUGUUAAAUAAUUUUACAGCCCUUAACAGCUUCAGACCAGAGAUCCGAAAGCGCGGGGGUAAUACGGCACGGCACGGCACGGCAAUGCCGUUUUGUUUUCAGUACAGUUUGUGUUUGUAUUUAUUAUUUCCAUUUUUUAUAUAUAUUUACUCAACUUUCUUUUAAUGAAAUUCAAAAAAAAAAGAAAAAAGGAGGCCUGAGGCUCUGGUAUGAGAUAGAUUCGCGCGUAAUAAUCAUGUUUUUUU
Messenger RNA from Prosopis cineraria, 1807 nucleotides. Its product is annotated as cyclin-D4-2-like. Gene Ontology annotation, cellular component: nucleus; cytoplasm; cyclin-dependent protein kinase holoenzyme complex. The record is from RefSeq and is a predicted model, not a curated record. The transcript is spliced from 6 exons. Gene Ontology annotation, molecular function: cyclin-dependent protein serine/threonine kinase regulator activity. Bases 385 to 1383 code for a protein of 332 amino acids. Gene Ontology annotation, biological process: regulation of cyclin-dependent protein serine/threonine kinase activity; mitotic cell cycle phase transition. Lineage: Eukaryota; Viridiplantae; Streptophyta; Magnoliopsida; Fabales; Fabaceae.